CUCUGGAGAGACUCACAGGACAGACACACACACGACACAUCUCACUUAUAAACAGAAAGAGUGGGAUUUUGCCAUACUAAGUUCAAUGAAGGAUACGUCUUAAUUUAUACAACAAUAUUCUUGGGGGGGAAAACUUUCAAAAGCUUUGCAAAAAGAAAAAAAUCAUCAGUUACUUCGUUCAUUGGUGUUAAAGAUGCCAUGUUUCAUGUCACUAUGUCUGUCCAUUUGGGUAGUACUCAUGAUGUCUGGUAGGACAAGUGCACUGACUGACAACAUCGACGUGAUGGUCAUGCUGCCUCGCAACAACACAUACCUGUUCUCUUACCAGAGAGUUUCUCCGGCUAUUGAGUACGCGAUAAAAACCCUCAGCAGAGCAGAGCCGUUUGCAGGAUUGAAAUUCAAUUUGCAGUAUGAGAACUCCGCGUGCGGGAUGGACGCUUUGUACGCGCUCGUGGACAAGCAGAGAUACGAGCGUCCCGACCUGGUCCUCGGUCCGGUGUGCGAGUACACGGCCGCGUCGGUGGUCAGAGUGGCAUCGCACUGGAACAUCCCCGUGAUCUCAGCAGGUGCUCUGGCCACCG
Molecule: messenger RNA, 581 nt
Organism: Sinocyclocheilus anshuiensis
Lineage: Eukaryota; Metazoa; Chordata; Actinopteri; Cypriniformes; Cyprinidae
Product: atrial natriuretic peptide receptor 3-like
Exons: 1
Biological process (GO): signal transduction
Cellular component (GO): membrane
Molecular function (GO): peptide hormone binding; natriuretic peptide receptor activity
Source: RefSeq, a predicted model, not a curated record